This is a messenger RNA of Callorhinus ursinus (northern fur seal), 5287 nucleotides long. RefSeq names its product FLVCR choline and putative heme transporter 2 (gene FLVCR2). Gene Ontology annotation, cellular component: membrane. Gene Ontology annotation, molecular function: heme transmembrane transporter activity; heme binding. The record is from RefSeq and is a predicted model, not a curated record. Lineage: Eukaryota; Metazoa; Chordata; Mammalia; Carnivora; Otariidae. Gene Ontology annotation, biological process: transmembrane transport; heme export.
CCCAAGCCACCCCGGAGCGGAACCGAGUCCCACCUAGAGGCUCCCGGCUAGGCGUGAACUUUUCUCCAGGACCGAGGGACUGAACUUGGCCUGAACCCCUGGGAAGGACUCAAGGCACCCGUAGCCAGCACCGGGCUGAGGUGUCUGCGGCCGGCCUAGGGGACAGCGGUCGGUGGCAAAAGACACCAAGGAAAAGUGGGAACAGAAGCUUGGGGGUGAGUGAAGGGAUUUCGUCUCGCAGUUUUUACGCAGGCUCGGGUCUCCGUGUCUUCUGGGGUGGGCCUGGGCAAGUGCCCUGUCGGCUCUAAGGGAGCCGCCGAGGCCACUGUCCCUUAAGACUGCCGGGGUCCUCAGCACGUGUCUCGGGCUCCAGGAGAGGCUGUGGUCAUGGUGAAUGAAGAGCCCAACCAACAGGAGCACGAUGGCAGCCCAGCGCAGGAGCCUGCCCUGCGCGCGGACCCCAGCACCUCGGCCCACCCCAGCGUCUCCAUUCACCCCAGCGUGUCGGCCCACCCGAGCGUGUCCAUUCACCUCAGCGUGUCAGCCCACCCGAGCGUGUCGGCCCACCCCAGCGUCUCCAUUCACCCCAGCGUGUCGGCCCACCCAAGCAGUUCGGCCCAACCCGGUGGCUUGGCCCAACCCGGUGGCUUGGCCCACCCCAGUAGCUCGUGCCCCGAGGACCUUAGCGUGAUCAAGGUGAGCAAGCGCCGCUGGGUGGUGGUCCUGCUCUUUAGCUGCUACUCCAUGUGCAAUGCCUUCCAGUGGAUCCAGUACGGCUCCAUCAAUAACAUCUUCAUGAACUUCUACGGGGUCAGUGCCUUUGCCAUCGACUGGCUGUCCAUGUGUUACAUGCUGACCUACAUCCCUCUCAUCCUGCCGGUUGCCUGGCUGCUGGAGAAAUUCGGCCUGCGCACCAUCGCCCUCACCGGCUCUGCUCUCAACUGCCUGGGGGCCUGGGUGAAGUUGGGGAGCCUGAAGCCACAUCUCUUCCCAGUCACCGUCCUAGGCCAGAUCAUCUGCUCUGUGGCCCAGGUCUUCAUCCUGGGCAUGCCCUCCCGCAUUGCUUCUGUCUGGUUCGGGGCUAAUGAGGUCUCAACGGCCUGCUCCAUAGCUGUCUUUGGCAAUCAGCUUGGAAUUGCAAUUGGGUUCUUGGUCCCUCCUGUUUUGGUACCCAACAUCGAAGACCGGGACAAGCUUGCCUACCACAUCAGCAUCAUGUUUUACAUAAUAGCAGGCGCGGCUACUCUGCUUUUCAUCCUUGUCAUCAUCGUAUUCAAGGAGAAGCCUAAACAUCCCCCCAGCAGGGCCCAGUCCCUGAGCUAUGCCUUGGCAUCCCCUGAUGCUUCGUACUUAAGUUCCAUUGUUCGGAUCUUCAAAAACCUCAACUUUGUGCUGCUCGUCAUCACCUACGGUCUGAAUGCUGGUGCUUUUUAUGCCUUGUCCACUCUGCUGAAUCGCAUGGUGAUCUUGCACUACCCGGGGGAAGAAGUGAAUGCUGGAAGAAUAGGCCUGACCAUCGUCAUUGCAGGAAUGCUUGGGGCUGUGAUCUCAGGCAUCUGGCUGGAUAGGUCGAAAACCUACAAGGAGACAACCCUGGUGGUCUACAUCAUGACAGUAGUGGGCAUGGUGGUGUACACAUUGACCUUGAACCUGGGAUAUCUGUGGGUAGUGUUCAUCACUGCUGGCACAAUGGGCUUCUUCAUGACUGGCUACCUCCCGCUGGGAUUUGAGUUUGCUGUGGAGCUGACAUACCCAGAAUCAGAAGGCAUGUCGUCUGGCCUCCUGAAUGUGUCUGCCCAGGUAUUCGGGAUCAUCUUCACCAUCUCCCAGGGCCAGAUUAUUGACAACUACGGAACCAUGCCUGGGAACAUCUUUCUCUGUGUUUUCCUCACCCUUGGAGCAGCCCUCACUGCAUUCAUUAGGGCAGAUCUUCGGAGGCAGAAAGCAAACAAAGAAACUCCUGAGAAUAGACUCCAGGGGGAGGAGGAGGAGGAGGAGGAGAGCAACACCAGCAAAGCGCCCACCACUGUGUCCGAGGAGCAUCUCUGAGAGAAAAGGUGGCCAGCACUCCCCACCUCUUCUGUCAGCGCUCGCUGCCGGCACGCAGGUCUUCGCUGGAGCAGCUUUUGGAGGGAACCGGCUGGAAUGUUUGUGGCUUGGACGGCAGUGCCUCUGACUCCUGGAACCCACUCAAGAGCUUGCACGGUCUAGCGGGGGAAGAUGGUACCUUUCACCGAACGCACGCUCCAUACCGGCCCCCUCCCCCUGGCAGGCUGAGGGAGCUGGUGUUGGGAGAGACUGGUGGAGAAUGGGGGUCACCUGCAUCCCGCAAGGAGGGAGCCUGCAAAAUUAUCACGGAGAGAAAGCUUAUUCAGGAUAUUAACUUUUUCUAGAAUGGCAAGACCCCUGGAAGCCCAGUUCUAAGGAGAGGCAGCUGCUCUGGGUGAGGGUAAUUUUGGGCUCAUCACACUGGCUGCUGAUGUUCUGGGGGAGAGAAAGCGCCAGCAGGAAACAUCAGAACAGACCCAUCAGGACUCGGCCUCGCUUCUCCUGCCCUAAGGUUGGGGUCUGUUUCCAGACCCUUUCCUGAGAGCUGAUCAAACCAAACAUCAAUAAACUUGACAGAACCUUUGCUGUGGCCAUGAAGGAGAAACCCGUUGGGGAGGGUGACCUGCCUAGGUGUGGGAGGGCGCUGGUGAAGGCCUGAAUUUGGGAACUGUGGUAGCUUGAUGUGGGGACAGAAGGGUUCUUUUCUACAAAAUCUCUGCCCAGGACUUGUGUGUGUGUGUGUCGUCACCUCUGAUGCCUUCAUGUGGCCCCUGCCUUGAGAAGCUCUGCCAUCCGCCUCAGCGCUUCCUUUCUCUCAAGGGAGGGAAAUCCCAGCCAACUGCCUUGUAACCUUUACUGAAAACUAACCUUGUUUCAUUCUACCCUGAGAAAUCCACGCUGCUUCUGAGAGAGGAGAGGAAGGGGGCAGAAGGAAAGGCGGCCCCUGAAAUGGGAACUGAGUCUGCUUGAAUGAAGUGCCUCCUGCCUCUGGAGGGGGUGGUUUUCGCACACCCACCCCUUCUCCCCCUCCCCUUCCAGCAAUCAUCUUUUAACAGAUAUUGUGAAUUUAAAGGGAUUCCCUUUAAACCAACCCAGGGUGACCUCCUCGCCUGCCCAGCCUGCUGUCUGGCUCUACUCACAGGCUGGGGUAGUGUCCCCUGAAAAGAAGAUGUUUUAGUAAUUUCUCCUGCAUUGAGCAGCUGUGAUCAUGACCAUUGGUGCUGUUCGGCUGUGACCACUGCCCGGUCUUGGCGUCCGGGGGCAGCCUGGGUUGGCAGGAGGGCCAGGGUGCCUGGGUCAUUGCCCGCGGGGAGCCGUGUGUGUGUGUGUGUGUGUGUGUGUGUGUGUUUGUACAGACAUUCCGGAUGUUCUGUAUGUAAGAGAAGUUCACACUUCUGCUGGGGGGAGUGAUGGGGGUGGAAGAGAGGUGGAAAGAAAGCAUGUCUUGAUUUUUGAUAGGGAGAAAGGUGUUCACUCUUCAGCUCCUUAAAGCUUUUUAACAAAAUGUUUACCAGAUUAUUCAUUCCUUUAUUUUAAAAGCAUAAUUUGUAUUUUCUACUUGUAAUACCGGAUGUUUUAAGACAAUAAAAGAUUCUCUAAGUGGUCUGCCGCGUCAUUAGGUGGGGCAGAGGUGUCUUUCGGCAGUCCUGAGACUCUCACUCAUUUCUGGGGCCUGGGCCGACAGUAUGGGAGGGGCCUGGGGCUAGAGGAGCAGCUCCCCGGGCAUGCUGCAGAGGUGGGUCCUCUGUUUACACAGAUGUGACCCUCCCUGUGGGCUGCUUUUUAAAGACAAGGCUAUAAAAGUGAAUGUGGGCCUGUGCGGUGCCUUGCACCUCACCAUCCCGCCCGUGACCCUGCCUGCCUGCCUUUCGGGCUGUGUACGCCUGCAGACAGUCCACCCAGGGUGGCCGCCCAGAGCCCACUGUGGCUGCUGGCUCGGCCUCAGUGUGGCUGGCCUGUUUGUUCUAUGACUGCACCAUCCUGCCCUGGCCAUAGUCCAUGCUUUCGGCUUCUGCUGUUCUGUGUUGCCAUUUUUCUUCGCAACUGUCCCACCUACUGCCACUUCUCCCUUCCCAGGCGUGUUCGCCUUAUGCUGUGGCUUGGACUUGCUGCUGCUGUCAGUUUUCUGUAUGUUUCUUAGUAAAAUGCACGGUGCCUGUGGUAUUCUGGCACCAUUAUCUGUUGGCAGUUCUCAGCUGAAGAGAGACUUGACAAGUUCUACUUUAAAUCAUCUCGAAAGGGAGCCAAGCCUGGCUGUUAGAGAAUAAUAUUCAUGAUGUGUUCUAUUCUAAACCAUCUCUUUAGAUCCUUUGGGUCUUGUCUUUGCUUAUCUGGAAUUACAUUUCUAUGACGCAUGCUUAGAGGAUCUAAAUCCAAACCAUGCAUGCUUUCAUUCACUUUCUAAGGUGGGCUCCAUGUGGAUCUACACUCACAUGCUAACUCUGUAAGAUCACUGCUUUUUUUACUAUCUCUUGACAAUGGUGAGUGAGGGAUAGUCCAUACCACUGAGCUGUUUUUCUAGAUGUAGUGCUGUGGGGAUGAGGCGUGGUAUCGCUGCAACCACUUUUGGCACCAUAAAAGGAAUCCAGCCUGAGGAUGAAGCCAACAUAGGAGGGCAGGAUUGAGUCCUGAUCAAAUCAUUCCUGAAGACUAUAAUCUCCUUAAUCUUCAGUUUUGUGAGCCAAUAUUAUCUUUAUUGUUUAAGCUAGUUUAAGAUGACUUUGUUCCUUUCACCUAAAGAGUCUUAACUGAUAAAUUCCUAAUGCAUUUAAGUAUCCUCAACUUCAAGCUUCCUGUCAUGCCCUUGCAAGUCCCCUGCCUCCCUUCCUGACCUAUCUCUUACAUUUUGCUUCCUGACUUCACUACGCGGAUCUUACUCCUUGAACAAGAUGGUUCCUACCUUCCAGAUGCUGCUCCCUCUGCCCUAAAUGCCUGCCUCAUAUAUGAAGACAUCUGAUACCCGGGCAUUCAAGGCUCAGCUCAGAUCCCACCUCCUCAGGGAAGCCUUUCCUGACAAUCUAAAUCAUCCACCCCCUACCUUCUUGAUCACAAUACCUUGGUUUCUAGAGUUCAUAUUGUCUGAAGUUGUUCUUUCAUGUGUUGCUUUGUUGAUUGUCCGUUUCCUGGACUACAGUGUAAGGGCCACUGGGAACAGGGGCAUUGCCUGGGUCAUCAUUUCUCUUUCCCAAGUGUCUGGCAUGGACUUAAGUGUUCAAUAAAUACUUUGUUGAACAAUGAA